Messenger RNA from Paramuricea clavata, 6123 nucleotides. Lineage: Eukaryota; Metazoa; Cnidaria; Anthozoa; Malacalcyonacea; Plexauridae. The record is from the annotation of a GenBank genome assembly.
AUGCAUUUCAAAGCUAAAGAUGGUAAAGUGCGCUACUGCAGAUACCGUGCUAUCCCAGGAGAUGUUGAUAUCAAGGAAGAAGAUGAGAGUGGAAGAUUGACUGAGGAGGAACAAAGGGAGAUAUGGUAAAUAUUGUACGAAAUUAGAAAGAGGGAAGUCACACGUAGAAAAGGUAGUAGUUGAGGAUAAACCAAGAAGGUGAAAUCGUGUUGGCUGCUAUUUUUCAUUUUAAACCAAAACUGCAGAUGCUGGCCAUCCCUGUUGGCCGAACCCAGUACGCGUGACAUCAAUGGUUAAUUAAAUCAAUGCUGUUCAAUAUAGUUAAUUUAUCGAUAUAGUGUAGCAAAGUUAAAAGAUGGAGCGAUACAGGUGCCGAGGCACUUCGAAACAGGUAAAGGCCCUGUCACACUAUUGCGUAUCGUACUAGCGUAUGCCAGCGUAUGAAAAUACUUCGGUAUACGCUGAAAUACGUUAGGGGUACUUUAGGCAUAGGUUGGAUACGUUUCCAGCACAGUCGCAUACGGUGGCAUACGGCGAGGCAGAAAUUUUUUUAAGCAUGCUCAAACAUUUUGUGCGUGUUCGGACGUAUGGUUUAUACGAUAAGCGUACUCUAGGCACACGCUGAAUACGCCAGAGGUACGCCAAAUGUACGGUACUCGUACGCAUGGCUUUCCAAAGCAUUUUUUGGCGUAUGAAAAUUAUUUCAUUAAUUUUCAUAGGCUUCUCAUACGUUUCCCUCAUAUAAUAGUUAAUAGAAGAGAUGGUUUGGAAACUUAUUAGCAUUACAAUAAACCUCACUAUCUAUGUUUUUGUUCAGGUUUAUGCAAAAAUGUGGUCUUUCAUCGUCACGUGCGUUUUUUUUUUGCUCAACCAGCAACGGUUUUGUCCAAUUGCCCAUCCAUGACUUUAACAAUAGGACAUUUUGAACAUUCCUAUUGGUUGACUUGAGAAAAAUACAAUACGCACGUGACGACGAAAGACCACAUUUUUGCAUAAACCUGAACAACAUAGAUAAUGAGGUUUAUUGUGAUUUUAUUGUAAUGCUAACGAGUUUCCAAACCAUCUCCUCUAUUAACUAUGCUCAUACGUAUUAGUGUGACAGGGCCUUUCACAGGGCGCUUCAAAUCAUUUCAAAUACAUAUUUUAAUAUUUAAUGUGUGCGUAUCCAUGAAUAACUUAUUCAUAAACAGAAAGACAGAGUAGAAAAGCUUAAUCUGCUACUCUUAUGGUAUUCUCGCUUCCUUUUAAGAGAAAGGAGCAGGAGAAUUUAUAGUUAAUACGUUUUAUCCCGGUUUGUUGUAGGAUUUUCAGCCGUCAUGAAAAUGAAAAACGACCCGAAGAUUAUUUGCGCCAGGAAUACGUUCAACGUCUCGCAAAUGCUCCAGUGAAUUAUCGUUUGCAAAUUCAAAUUCAUGCCGCAUCUCCCAACGAUAACGCAACCAUUUUCCAUGCUGGUAUUUUGUGGGACAAAGAGACACAUCCAUGGUUGGAUCUGGCUACAGUUUCUAUUAUGACUCCGCUUUCCCCAGAUGUUUUAGAAAGGUUAGAAAUUUACAGAUGUCCUGUCGCAAAGACAAAUUUAUAAUAUUUACACCGCCAUUUUUUUUGUUUAGGACUUGUUUCAACAUUGUUAACCAACCAGAUUCCUUAGGCUUACUUGAAGCUAAGUCACCCGAGGAUUUCAACAGUCUUGGUGAGUUGCGUGUGGCAGUGUACUCAUGGGUGCAGCAUGUUCGCAAGUUGAAAAUUGGUUCCCUAAUCCCUGCUGGACAAAACGCUGUUUAUAACAUCGAGAUUGAGACUGGAGACAGGGAGCAUUCUGGGACAGAUGCAACUAUUACCAUCAGAAUUACAGGUACAGUACAUGCUUGCCUGUUCGUUUUUAAGUACAUUGGUGUUUGCGUGCUUAAGUAUUCGCUAUAAUGUCGUUUUCCUGUUAGUAUCAUGCAUUCCAUUACGAGUGUCCAAUUUUUUCCCUUCCCCAGUGCAGUUAAUCCCACUUUCCCAAUCCAAAUCAUAGUUUCCAUUUUACCCCUUCACCACUCACUAUCAAGAUUUGAACAAGAUCUGACUGUCUGCUAAUCCAUUCAAAUGCAUCAAAGUUCAUACUAUUUCAUGCUUUAAGACAGAUCUACUCCUUUAAGACAGAAGUAUCAGACGUACUUAAAAAGCCUGGGAUUUAUAUCUCCAGGUGUAAAAGGUCGCACGGAUUAUCUUAAACUGGACAAAUGGUUUCAGAAUGAUUUCGAAGCUGGAAGUAAAGAGCAGUAUGAAGUGGAAGCUUUCGAUGUUGGAGAUAUUCAACUUAUUGAAUUACAUGCUAGUGGAGGCGGAUUAUACUUGUUGGGUGAUCCAGACUGGUUUGUGAACAAGGUACUGGACGGUUUACAAAUAAUAAUGAUACAUAAAUAAUAUUGUAGAAAAUAAAUAAUUAUAAUCUAAUGAUAGUAUAUAGAUAGUGAAUGUCAGGUUGCGAAUCAAUUACCAAGUAUGAGCUGAGUACGCGGGCUCUUGCUGUCUGCGUACAGUAGAACACCUCUCUGCCAUCAGUAUAACCAGCAUGCAAAUUUCCAAACCCUGCAAUGUAUUCAAAACUGUUCUAUGUGUCUAAAUCCGGUAUGUCUUGCCAGCCAACAUGAUGGAACUGAUUGCAUGAAUCACAUGGAACUAAUUGAAAUCUUGGAAUACACCCUUUCAAUAAUUACGUUCCACAAACUUUUUGGUCUCGGAGCCUCGCUCUCAUUAGUAAAUUACGCAAGGCGAUUAGCUUACGAUUCAUGAAAGCGAGGCACCCCGGCUAAAUGACGUAAUUAUUCUAACUCAUAGUUUCAGGUUAAAAAUUGUAUGUUUUAACUCCCACUGUCUUGUUUUUAUAUCUCAUGGGAUCAGGUGCUGAAUGCAGGGACGAAACUUGAGGGGGUGUGGGGGGGUGACCCCCGCCUCCCCCCCCCCCCAAAGUACAAAUUGAUUGGCAGGGCAAAUCAUCUGGAUCGGCAGUGCAAUGAAAGAUUUUAAAUGAGAGAAUGUAGAGUUAUUAAGUAGCUUCCAAUUUUUUUUGACCCUUAAUUUAAUCGGUUUAUGUCUGGAAACGUUUUUUCGCCCCUUUUUUAAAUGUCCGAAAAAAGAUGUUUCGACCCCCCCCCCCCGCUCUCCAACAUUUUUGAGAGAAAUAGUGGCCAAAAAUUUUUUUGCUGCAGGGCAUCAUCGGCUAUCGCAGGACAAUUCUAGCAGACACCCCCCAAUUAAAAGGGGCUAGUUUCGCCCCUGACUGAAUGUAUAUUUACACAAAAAUAUUAAGUGCAAACAUUCAAAGUAGAUCAUCAACAUCGAUGAGUUGAGUGAUUUGUGAGCAGUUAUAAACAAAGCCAAUAGUUAUUUGAAUCAGCCCAACAAACUAGAUUGCCCUCCAAGGAAUAUUGCAAUGAAACUAAGCGUGUAACACAGAAAUCCACAGCUAGACGGUCAAAUACAAUGUUCUAUGGUACAUCCGUAAAAUGGAAUCGUCCACAAUGCAUGGGCGCACCGGGCGGGAUGGGGAGGGGGCGGCCCCCCAGUUUGUUGAACAAACAAAACCAGUCGGGCUUAUUGUAAAAAUAAAUGGGACGAUUUCUGUGACUUUUGUAGGAAAUUCUGUCAAUUUUGUGGGUAAUAUGCUAUCUAAUAGGAAUUUUUCGUAAUCACAACUCCCGCCCCGUCGACAACAAUUUUGGAAAGUCUCUCCGGAAAAUUUUUUUGACAACUCGGCCACAAUCCGAAAAAGUCGGGCAAAUUUCUUUCCGCCCCCCUAAUUUUUUCCUUCCCGUACGCCCAUGUCACAAUGAGGUGAUUUAAUGGCGAUAAUUUAAUAAUGCUUUAUAAAUUGUAAGUAUUUCUAUCAAGGACAAUACAACUGCAAGAAUGUGGAUUUUAUUGACAGGAGAUCGAUCUUGUACUUAAAUAGUCUAUUACUGUUUUCAAUAGAAUUAGAUUACUUAACUGUUUUCAAUAGAAUUAAUUUCUUUAAUAAUUUAUUUAAUAAUUUAUUUAACAUUUUUAUUUAUGAAAUUUAGGUCACCAUCAUAAGCUCAAGUCAAGGUCGUUUGUACUCUUUCCCAUGUUUCAGAUGGGUAAUCAAGGAUUUGGUAUUAUUCCCUGGCGAAGGUAAAUACAUGUUGCUAUUCAUAAGAACUGAUCGCAUGAUGACUCCUGAGUUUACCUCCAUAAGUAACCCCCUCUUUUGCACAAAAGGAAGUAUGCAACUUUUGCUGUUUACUCUUCCUGUACGUACAGUAGCUAAUGGUUUAGAACGUUCAGUAUUACACUGAAUUCAUGAAAUAAUGGUCAUCUACUAACAACAGCCAAAAUAGAUUUUCCCAGAGUCCUUCGUCUUUACGUCAAACCGAAGAAAUUUAUGAGGAAGUACUGUAUUUUACAAACGAGUAAGGAAUUCGCGAAAGCUAAGUACAGGGAACAGGCCCACAAUGAAAUUAAAGCAUGUAGUGAACAUGUAAGUCAAGCAUGCAGUGAACAUGACGUUUUUUGGACCGGCAAUUGAUACGGUUUUCACCAAUCGGCAAACAGAAAAAUUGAAUCUUGACACUAACUAUAUAACAAAUUUAUUUGUUUUUGUAAAUACACAGGCAGCUUUUCAACGGAAUACAAAAGAAAAUUUUUAAAUUUUUAAAACUUUCUGAAUUCAGUGUUUAAAUUAAAAUGCCUUUUCAUAACUGAUAGAGAGAUUCUGCAUAUUAUAAGUUCGGCGUUAAUAAUAUAUAAUAAUGCAAUUAUAGUGUACUGAAAUCGUAGUAUGCGAAUCAGAAAUUGCUACUGCUAGCUGUUUGUAAAAAACGAUCUAACAAGCUUGAAAAAAAUACUUUAACAGAUACAUUUUUCUUUUCUCGACUUCCAGCAACCCUGCCUUUCCACGACGUGCCAGCGAUCGUAAGUGAACAGAGAAAGAAAGAGCUGGAGCAGAGGAAGGAGGCUUACCAGUGGGACUGGGUAUCAGAUGAUAUGCCUGGAAAUAUCAAGGCUACAGCACAUAGUGACCUUCCACGUGAUGUUCAGUUUACUGAUGAGAAAUCCAGGUAUGCUUGAUAGUUCAAAAAUGGGGUCAAGUCCGUUCUGCGCAUGAGUACUCUGCGAGGACGCUCUGGUGUAAUAAAAACCCCAAAUAUCGAUCCAGAACGAUCAAUGUUAGAUAUAAGUAUUUUAUGCACAUAGUGUGCUCAAAUGUAAACAACCGUUCAUCUGCCGAACUGUCAUGAUUACAUCUUUUAAAUUUAAUCCGAUUGCAAACAAUUCCUAAAAUUCAUCCCUUUCGAUAUCGCUUUUGUACUUUAUAUCUUACGAAAACUGAAUUCAAUACUUGUUAUAUUAUUUAUUUAAAAGAUGAAAAAUACAUCCGCACCUGUUGGUUAAAUUUGUCAAAAUAAUUAAUGACGACCACUUCUUUUCCCAUUUACCGAAAUUAAGUAAAUCUUUCAUGCUAUCUUUCAUAACACGUCGAGAUGUAGAAAAACCUGUAGUGGCUGUUUUUGUUCAUAUUUCCUCUUUUUAUUUAAAAAUUGUUUCUUUUAAACCUGCAAACACGGAAAUGACGUUCGAGUUCGCAGACUAGACGUUAAUAACGUUUAAGAUGAUUUUUUUCAUAUUCAAAGCUAUACGUUAUAAUGUUAAAACUUCUCAUUUGGUCAGAUAUUGAGAUGAUAGACUAUGACGAUUUCAAAUUUGGCUGUUAGCCAAUCAGAAACUAUAAAUAGUGUAAAAUUAAUAAUAAUAGUGCUUACUGCAUUCGUCAACUUAAUUUGUGUCACAUUUUUAUCGAAUAUUGAUCUCAGUUCAUACCAGGAAAGCAGAAAAGCAGCUCUGGUCAAUCUUGAAAUAGGCAGCCUCUUCACGAUGUUUGAGGACUGGGAUAAUUAUGAUGAUUAUCAUAUUUUGUAUCGCAACUGGAUCCUUGGUGCUACUCCUAAUAUGGCGGAUCGAUGGAAUCAAGAUCGCUGGUUUGGUUAUCGAUUUCUUAACGCAGCAAAUCCCGUGGUAGUGGUCCGUUGUGAUGCACUUCCCGAAAAUUUCCCGGUAACGGAUGAUGACGUGAAGGCCUCAUUAGAUAGAGGAAAGACCUUGGAAGAAGAAAUGAAG